CAUGGUCAGUCCAGUGAGUCCUGAGCCUGAAGCUGAGUCGCAUCAUGAGUUUGAUACCGUUGAAUCCUCUUCAACCGGUAGUUGUGGUACCACCAGGGUAUCCUCCAAGCACACCCAUGUCCAAUGGUUUUUUUGGUCCUCUGGUGUUCCUUUUGGGGCUCGUUGGGAGCAAUGAGGCUCAGUAUGGAAGUUGUGAUUAUGAAGAGUCCGUCAUCCCAGGAAAAUCCUCCUACAUCUUCAACCCAGGGUACACCGAGAAUAGAAAUUAUCCCCCUGGGAUUUCCUGCAGAUGGACGGCGAAGAGCAAUCAGUCACUACAAAUUAAAUGCGAGCCAUUCAUUAUUCCUAAGAGUCCUAAUAGAUGUUCACUGGAUGCUGUCUUAAUUCAAACUGGUAGGAAUGAUGUUCACCGAUAUUGCGGAACUGGUUCUCUGGACCUGGUAUCAAACAACAAUGAAAUAACGGUAGUCCUGAGGAGUGACCCAACAUCUCCUGGAGGAAGAUUUUUCUGUGUCGUUCAGACAGUCCCCGAGCAGAAAGAUUCCUGUCGUUGUGGGUGGAAAAAUCCAACUAGAAUAGUGGGAGGAGAGACAACUGGAAUUAAUGAAUACCCCAUGAUGGCUGGAAUUAUCGAUUACGAAUUGAGAAUAGUCCACUGUGGUGCCACUAUUAUCAAUAAUCGUCAAGUUCUCACUGCAGCUCAUUGCAUUGGAGUAAACGUGACUCCUGCUGAUAUAGGAAUUCUCGUUGGAGAACACGAUAUUCGGAGAGGGGAUGAAACGACUGCCACAGUUUUGCAUCCAAUCGCUCGCAUCGUCUUGCAUCCUUAUUGGAAUCCUCCGACGAGUUAUGAUAACGAUAUUGCAAUUAUUACCACAGAGAGAGUUAUAGACUUCAAUGCACAAGUGGGACCGGCUUGUCUUCCUUUCCAACGACAGUACGAUACAUUUUCCGGAAACUAUGUUGACGUUUUGGUGUCAACGAGCUCGUCCACGGACGAAUUCCAACCAGAUGUGCACCCUGGCCCAAGGAAAAGACUCCUGUCAGUUUGAUAGUGGUGGUCCCCUCUUAUUCAGAAGUCCAGCAACUAAACGUCUGAUUCUCGCGGGUCUCGUGAGUUUUGGAAGCCCGAGUUGCGGCGAGGGUGACCCAGGAAUCAACACCCGAGUUGGGGCGUACAUGAAUUUUAUCAUUGCAAACAAUUACUUCAGAGGUUGUCCUAUCGUUAUCAACCACGCAAAACCGAUCAGGCAAACAAGCCGAUUACCUUCGAAGUUAUUUAGAGAAGGAAGUAGCAGUGGUCAAUGUGUCACGACUUGUAAAAUGUUAACUGAAAUAUUGCUCCUCGUUCUUCUGCAACAAUCGAGUGGAAUCAGCAACUCCCCAAAUCCAAAUUGCAGUUAUUUCCAGGAAUUGGGGAGUGGAGAGUCGUAUUCAGUAUACAAUCCUCAUUUUCCGCGGGAAUAUGAAGGGGAGAAUUAUUGCCAAUGGAUCACCAUCACGAAUGAUCGCUUCUUGGAUGUUAAUUGUUCACUGACACUACCAGAAAGUUCUGAGUGUAAUGAGGAUUCGCUGAUAAUUCAGGAUCAGGAUGACGUGCCUCGCACGUACUGCGGUCGCGUCUCCUUAAUUUUCAAAGUAUAUAACAGAGUUGCAAUUACUCUUAUCACUUCUGAUAAUUCCACCGGGGGCACUUUCGAGUGCGACAUAAAAACACCUCCCGACGAAGAUGCACUAGGGGAUGAGAGAGAUAAGUGUCACUGCGGGUGGAAAAAUCCGGCGAAAAUUGUAGGGGGUAAUGAGACUGGGGUGAACGAGUACCCGAUGAUGGCGGGUCUCGUUGAUCUCUUCGAUUCAGAAAUUUAUUGUGGUGCAACAAUUAUCAACAAUCGUCAAGUCGUCACAGCAGCUAGUUGUUUACAAUACAAAGACCCUAAUUUUUUAAGAGUUGUAGUUGGAACGCACGAGACAAAAUUAAGUCAGCAGAACCCAGCAGCAACUAUUUUCUCAGUGAAAUCCAUAAAUAUUCAUCCGUAUUACUCGGGGGUGUACCACGACAUUGCAGUACUUACGAUAUCAGGACUGAUAGAAUUCAGUAAAUCAGUCGGACCUGUUUGUCUGCCAUUUGAACACGCGCCCGAAUAUAACGUACUGCUCGGAAGAAUGAGUUGUAAAAUAUCGGACGAGGAAAGGAUUCAUAAACAAAUCUCUGGAUUGAUAAACAAAUUCUCAUUGAGGUAGAGGUAGACGACACUAAUUGUCGCUCACUAAGACACGUCAACCUUCGGUAUUUAUAUUUACAAUGACAUUUAUCAGCAGAAAAUACAUUACGACACCGCAAUAAUGCGCAAAACCGAGUUGUACCCUGACGUCAUGAUUAAAAUCUCCGCAAUUGCUCAUA
Fopius arisanus is the source of this 2401-nucleotide messenger RNA. RefSeq lists its product as uncharacterized. Gene Ontology annotation, molecular function: serine-type endopeptidase activity. NCBI's taxonomy places the organism in Eukaryota, Metazoa, Arthropoda, Insecta, Hymenoptera, Braconidae. Gene Ontology annotation, biological process: proteolysis. The record is from RefSeq and is a predicted model, not a curated record.